AUGUUUGGUUUUUAUGUUUCUCGAGCAAAGGAGCUCGGUCGAUCCAUGGUAUUUACGCUUUGUAGUCUGCACUUAGUUACUAGUUAUGUGUUUGACAUAACUGUGACUCAAGGUCCUAGUAUGACCCCUACGAUAGCGGAAAAUAGCUCAGUAGCGCUCUAUGCACGCCCUCAAUUGUUGCGUGUGUUGCGCGGCCGUUCAAGUCCGUUAUAUCGCAACGGUGAUGUAGUGAUUGCCAUAUCUCCUACCAAUGCAUCGCGUCGUAUUUGCAAGCGUGUUGUAUCUAGGUCAUUAGAGCGACAUGGUGACAAAACAGUGCCCCUGGGACACGUCUGGCUUGAGGGUGACAACAAAUCCAAUUCUCUGGAUAGCCGUUAUUAUGGUCCUGUAUCUACGCAUAUGAUUAUGGGAAAGGUAUUUUUGGUGUUAUCACUAAAGAACGGCGCACGUCUGGUCUGA
This is a messenger RNA of Babesia sp. Xinjiang, 459 nucleotides long. Its product is annotated as Mitochondrial inner membrane protease subunit 1. The coding region runs from base 1 to 459 and encodes 152 amino acids. Gene Ontology annotation, cellular component: mitochondrial inner membrane peptidase complex; membrane. The transcript has 3 exons. NCBI's taxonomy places the organism in Eukaryota, Apicomplexa, Aconoidasida, Piroplasmida, Babesiidae. Gene Ontology annotation, molecular function: serine-type endopeptidase activity. The record is from RefSeq and is a predicted model, not a curated record.